GGUAAAUACAACCAAAACAAUAGCUUUCCACCAUAACCGGGAAAAAUGGCUCGUGGUCAGACAUGGAGUGAAGAGGAGGUAAAGGCCCUCAUAAAAAUAUGGUCAGACGAAAAUGUAUUGCAGUUACUGCUGACCACUCACAAAAACAAGCAGGUUUUUAAGUUAAUUAGUGGGGACAUGGAGGCUUUGGGAUUCCCCCGCACAGCUGCACAGUGCCGCACCAAGUUAAAGAAACUUCGCCAACAAUAUGUGAAAAUACGCAACAUGCGUGGGAACAAUCGCAGUACUGACGUCGCGAUGGAGCAGUUUCCUUGGUAUGAUGAACUAGAUGCCAUGCUUGGGAAUCUGCCGACAAGCAGCCAAUAUGUUUUGGAUUCCUGCAAGGAAGAGCCUCUGUCGCCAUCCAGCCUGGAACUGAGCGACUCCGAAUCCACAGCGCAGGAUCAAGACUCAGAACAAAGGGCAGAUGGAAGUGCCGCCGACAUUAAAGUUGAAGAGACGCCCAUCACAAUCUCCCUGCUGGAUGAGGAAAGGAGCCGACCAAAAGUGACUGUACCCGGGGCUCAGAAAAGAAAGAGGGAUACAAAGACUGAGAAGUUUGAGAAAAUGUUUGUGAGCUAUCUGGAUGAGAAGAAGAAAUUGGAUGAGGCUGAAUGCGAAAGGAUGAAGCAGGAACAAGCCUCUUUUGAGAACUUCUUAAAAAUGCAGCAGCAAGCUGAAGAAAGGCGUUUCCAGUUAAUGCAAGAGCAGCAGAGGGCCAACAGCAAGAUGUUCUUUCAGAUGAUGUCUGAUUUCCUUCAUGCUGCAAUGCCCCAAUCCAUGACUCAGUCUACCCUGCAGCAGUCGACGGCCCCUCCUCCAGUCACACCUCCAUUGUGGCCCUCUGCGCAUACUCACCACACUGACGACUCACCUUUGUUCAAUGGUCACCAGCAAAACACACCAGGUAGCCCCCACACUGUACUUGCUCCAGCCCAAACCCCACAGGGGCCAAACAUGGCAACCACUCAGCCAGUAUUCAACAUCUUCUGAUUCAGGUGAUGUCAACAGAGAUGUCUUGGAGUUCAGUUCAUAAUAUUGAAAAAAGGCCAAAGUACUCUUUCGUGAUGGUAUCUGUUAACUGUUUUAUUAUAUGUCAAAACAGUUUGAAUGACCCAUGUAAAAGUUAUUCAAAGAUGCAUAUUUUGUUUUCAGAAGGACGUGAACAAAAAGGUUCAAUGUUGGACUGUUGUGUUCCAAUAAAAACAA
Messenger RNA from Xiphophorus maculatus (southern platyfish), 1248 nucleotides. Its product is annotated as trihelix transcription factor GT-3a-like. The transcript is spliced from 2 exons. The record is from RefSeq and is a predicted model, not a curated record. Gene Ontology annotation, biological process: positive regulation of DNA-templated transcription. Gene Ontology annotation, cellular component: nuclear body. NCBI's taxonomy places the organism in Eukaryota, Metazoa, Chordata, Actinopteri, Cyprinodontiformes, Poeciliidae. The coding region runs from base 46 to 1032 and encodes 328 amino acids.